UAAAUGCUGGUCACACUGUUACGAAAAACACCUGCACACACGUAAAUUACACAAUAUCAGUGUUAUUAUAGUUUUAUUUAAGCAAAAAGUCAAUGAAACUAUUUAUGUUGAAGGCCCGUACAUAAACGAAUACAAGCGAAAUGUUGAAAGUGAUUAGUACAUUGCAAUUAGGCAGUGCCCUGCGACAGCGACAACUUCAUACCGGCAUUACGCGAUUCAAGCGCCGAAAGACUGCUGAAGAGAAGAAAUCUCCUAGAAUUAUAGAGUAUUCGCCAAAGAAACUGCAGGGCAACAACAAUGCGUCUGCAAACAAUGCCAUUGACAUUUGGCGUUACAUGAGCGUAUCUCAGCUGGCAAAAACGCUGCAGCGACCUUUGGAUGAUGUGCAGGAGGCAAUGCUCUAUGUGCGUGGAGCUGACAAUAUUGAGGCUGCUGCCAAGUUGGAAGAUCUCAAGAUCAUUCAAGAGAUCGCCAAGAAGCUCGGUGUGAAGACACGCGUAGUUUCCGCUCCUGAAACCUCUGCUGAGGAUGAGCACAAAGAGCGCGAUGUGACGCCUAGGCCGCCAGCGGCAGCUGAACUGCUCCAACAACGUCCGCCGGUGGUCACAGUAAUGGGACAUGUUGAUCAUGGCAAGACAACACUGCUGGAUUCGCUGCGUGGCGCCGAUGUGGCUGCUGGAGAGGCAGGUGGCAUCACCCAGCACAUUGGCGCUUUCACUGUGACCCUGGAGAACGGGGAGCGUGUCACGUUCUUAGAUACACCUGGUCAUGCGGCAUUCAGUGCGAUGCGAGCGCGAGGCGCUGUUGCCACCGAUAUAAUUGUGCUUGUGGUAGCUGCAGAGGAUGGCGUGAUGGCGCAAACACGCGAAGUCAUCCAGCUGGCCAAGGAGGCGCAGGUUCCCAUUAUUGUGGCGCUGAAUAAGAUCGACAAACCGGAGGCUAAUAUUGAGAAGAGCAAACAGGAAUUGGCUCAAAUGGGCUUAGCACUGGAGGAGCAUGGCGGCGAUGUGCAAGUGAUACCCAUCUCCGCACUGAAAGGCACCAAUCUGCAGAUGCUGGCCGAGGCUGUGAGCACGCAGGCUACAUUAAUGGGUCUGCGAGCAGAUCCCACGGGUCUGGUCGAGGGCAUUGUCGUAGAGUCCAAGACAGAUCCACGUCGAGGCAAGCUGUCCACAGCAAUUGUGUCGCGCGGCACGCUGCGCAAGGGCUCGGUGUUAAUAAGCGGCCUCUCGCAUGCCAAGGUUCGUGGUCUUUUCGAUCACAAUGGCCAACCUUUGACUGAGGCGCCGCCUGGCACGCCAGUGGAGAUUCUAGGCUGGCGGGAGCUGCCGUUGGCUGGAGAGUUGAUAUUGGAGGUGGAAUCAGAGAAAAAAGCACACGCAGUGUUGAAGUAUCGCGAGCAUCAAGCGCAGCUUGAGAAGAUCGAAUCAACCAGCGAUGACAUACGCAAAAAGGAAGAGGAACAUCAGGCCAAGUAUCGUGCAGAGCGUGAGGCACGUCGUCUCGCCGGACGUUUCAGAAUGCGCGGUGGACAGCGUGUGAAGCAGGUGGAUCCUAACGAUGGUUGUCCGAGGGUCAGUGUCAUAAUCAAGGGCGAUGUGCAUGGCUCAGUGGAGGCCAUACUGGAUGUGCUUGAAACUUACAAUAGCAAUGAUCGUUGUCGCCUAGACAUUGUGCACUAUGGCGUGGGUAAUGUGACUGAAGGAGAUCUAGAAUUGGCGAAGGCAUUUAAUGCCAUCAUUUAUGCCUUUUCGGUGGAAACGCCACAGCCAAAGUUUACCAAAGGCGUGACGGUGAAGAGCUGCAAUGUUAUAUAUCGGCUGAUUGAUGAUCUGAAAGAACAGCUGAGUAGUCAACUGCCCGCAGUUGAGGUAGAGGAAUCGUUAGGCGAGGCAAAUGUCCUGCAAAACUUCUUCAUCAACGAGGGACGCAAAGAGAUCCCAGUGGCGGGUUGUCGCUGCACCAAAGGUGUGCUGAAGAAGAGCCAAAGAUUCCGACUGCUAAGAGAUGGCGAAAUUAUCUACGAUGGCGCCUUGGAGUCGAUGCGUCAUUUGAAGAACGAGGUGGAUUCGAUAAAGAAAGACGUUGAAUGCGGUUUGCGCUUUAAGGAUACAAAGGUGCUGCCACAAGCGGGUGACGUGCUGCAGUGCUACACCACGCACAUGGAGGCACAGCAAACAGAUUGGGAUCCUGGAUUCUAGGGACUUUGUUGCAUGCCAAGUGACUUUCUAAUUGUUGCAGCUGCGGCAGCAGCAGCAGCAAACUGUUAUCAGCUUUACAUAUAAGACUACACAUUUUAUAUCUUAUAGUUUUGUAUUAUAUAUUGUGUAUAUAAAACGAAUCCCACUAUCCGA
This is a messenger RNA of Drosophila sulfurigaster albostrigata, 2354 nucleotides long. It is a transcript of the gene mIF2, whose product is annotated as translation initiation factor IF-2, mitochondrial. The record is from RefSeq and is a predicted model, not a curated record. Gene Ontology annotation, molecular function: GTPase activity; GTP binding. The transcript has 5 exons. Lineage: Eukaryota; Metazoa; Arthropoda; Insecta; Diptera; Drosophilidae. Bases 141 to 2201 code for a protein of 686 amino acids.